Dioscorea cayenensis subsp. rotundata (Guinea yam) is the source of this 2407-nucleotide messenger RNA. RefSeq lists its product as uncharacterized. The transcript is spliced from 2 exons. Lineage: Eukaryota; Viridiplantae; Streptophyta; Magnoliopsida; Dioscoreales; Dioscoreaceae. Bases 240 to 935 code for a protein of 231 amino acids. The record is from RefSeq and is a predicted model, not a curated record.
CCAAGCUUAACUCUGCUGUAAUUUGGGUUCAGUUCCACAACUUGCCAAUCGAAUGUUGGGAUGGAGAAACUCUUGAGACUAUUGCUAGCAAUUUUGGAAAUCUCAUUAAAGUGGAUGAAUUUACAUCCACGCUGGCUAGAUCUAAAUAUGCUCAAGUUUGUAUUGAAAUAGAUUUAUCUAAACCUCCCUGCCGUGGAUUUUGGAUUAGUGACAAUUCUCACAAAGUGUUCGUUGUUGUGAUGUACGAGCGAUUACCGACCUUUUGUUACAAUUGUGAGCUUAUCGGUCAUGGAAGUAAUUCGUGCACUCGAUCCUCGUCGUUCGGGGCCAGUGAGAUCUCUUUACCCUCUCAUGAAGAACGACUGCCGGUAGAGAGAGCCAUCCAAGUCUCGCACGACGCCAAUCAACGCAGGGAUACUUCAGACCCUAUAUUCGUCCCUUGCUCUGAGGAUAAACUGGAAACAGAUUUCGGGCCUCGGCUUCUGGUGUCCCGCUGGCGUGGCCGUGCCCGGGGUCGUGGCGGUGGUGCAGUUCAUGCCACUCAUGUGACCCCGCGAACAACAGCCGGUUCAGAUACCGAAUUCACUGAGUCCCGAGGCACCGCCUCUCACAGCUUACGUGGUAGAUCCCGGUUCGUUGGGAGAGGGCGGUCCUCCACUAUUCAUGCUCCUCACGCUCCCCCAAGCUCUGAUGCCGUAACAACCCCACUCAUCCACUCUCCCAUUGCAAAUCUAGCCGUUAAUCAAAGCAACGAGAUCAUCACCGCCCACAUUGAAAAUAACCCCUCAAAUCUUGUACAACCUUUAUCUGAUUCUCCUAAUCCCCAGGCUUCUCUUCUGAACGACUCCUCCACUCAAAUCAUCCCAUUUAGCGGUUCUCGAGACAGUCCAUCGCCUAACUUACCCUCUCAAAUCACUCCUUCUCACAACCCCUGAGUCGCACAGCUAGACACCUCCUCUCGACCCACUUCCCCUCGCCCCAUCCUUCGAACAUCUAUUCCAGUUGUCCCCCUUAACACUUCAUCUUCUGGACACCUGCAUGGUUCUCUUGUAGCAACAGUCUCCUCUGCCCUUAAAUCCAGUGAGAUGGAGGAGGAUAAUGGAGAAAACGAUGAUUCAUCUGAAGAAGAAGACGAAGAGAUGCUUGAUGAGGAAGACGGGCCCGACGACUCUAUGACGCUGGUUCAAUAUCAAGCGGAAAUCAGACGAGAUGCCCUCAUCAAAAAAGGGUCACAUACUAAUGAGAUUUCGCCAAAAAAAGGCAGGGUAAAAACCGAGAGCUCUUGUACCUGAGAAUUCAGUGUUCAUCCUGUAGUCUUCCCGUUCACAAGGAAGUUUCUUUCUUUUUCUUUAAAUUUGUUUACCAUGAAUUCAGCUAAAAUUCUCUAUUGGAACUGUAGGGGUAUCUCCGCUGGGGAUACUUCUCGGAUUCUCAAACUCAUCAAAACGCUUAAGCCUUUCUUGGUUUGUCUUGUCGAAACUCGCGGCAACUCCGAUCGGGUUAAUCGUUUUUGUAAGAAAAUUCCUAGGCACUGGGAAUGGGCUUUUGUUCUCACCGAGGGUUUUUCUGGUGGUAUUUUCAUCCUGUGGAGCUCGUCCAUAAGCCAGAACAAUGGGAUGGGUGGAUAAUUCUUGUGUCUUCUGCGGGCUUCAUCGUGAAACGAUCGACCAUUUAAUGUAUCAGUGCAAUAUAAUCCAUGGUGUCUGGGAUCAAAUCAAUUCCAGGAUGAACAUGUCUAUAUUAUUCACUAAUGGAUUCUCCUCUGGAAAUUGGGUCAUCGAGUUUGGCCAGUCUAUGAACACAUUAGCAAUCAUCGCGGCUGGUGCUGGGUACAUAUGGAUUUGCCGUUGCAAUGCAAUAUUUAAAAACAUUCGUCCCAAUUACUCUUCCAUUGUGAACAGGGCAGCGACACAUGUCCGUGAUUUCUCCUUCAACACUAAAGACCCUCUUGGCAGAAAAUUAAUUUUAAACAAUUUCUCUAGUGCUGACGGAUACUUCAUCUUCACUCGUGCAGCUUCAAAUCACAAUUUAGAGGUAAGAUCGGUCGGUUUCUUCUUUUCUAAUGCUACAUACAAGAUUUCUUUUGCAGGCUGUGUCUCUCAAUGUAUGCAUGACAACUCCUCGGAUGGAGUCCUGGCAAAUCAGCAACCUUAAUUUCUUAUUGGAUAUGUGUUGUCGCCCCCGCAUCCAUAUUAUACCAUUUUCUUGGGGAAUGCCGGCAGCCAAUCUGGCGUCCUUCGGCUUCCAUCACCAGUACCUCAACCUGUUUCUUUUUGGAAAAGAUCUUCCUUAUUGGAUCAUGCACUCUUUUGUCAAUAAUGGGUUUACCUUCUAAUUGUAGUUUCGUUUUCUUGUUCUUUUAGCCUCUGUAACUUCUUUAGCUUCUUUUUGGUUUCAAUAAAUUAGC